Messenger RNA from Amphiprion ocellaris (clown anemonefish), 5239 nucleotides. It is a transcript of the gene g6pc1a.1, whose product is annotated as glucose-6-phosphatase catalytic subunit 1a, tandem duplicate 1. Gene Ontology annotation, molecular function: glucose-6-phosphatase activity. Gene Ontology annotation, cellular component: membrane. The transcript is spliced from 5 exons. The record is from RefSeq and is a predicted model, not a curated record. The coding region runs from base 474 to 1526 and encodes 350 amino acids. NCBI's taxonomy places the organism in Eukaryota, Metazoa, Chordata, Actinopteri, Pomacentridae. Gene Ontology annotation, biological process: gluconeogenesis; glucose 6-phosphate metabolic process.
GAAAAGCAGAUUGGCAGGUUGUGCAUGGGCUCUGUUAUGACAUAUAGAUCUGGUUCACGGGGACACGAGCUCACAUUUUGUUCUGUUCUGGGGGGAAAGGUAAAGAAAAAUGUGUCCCACGUUGGGGUUCCCAAGCACAAGCAGCAAAAAAAGACGAUCCAAGAGCCAAAAUCGAUGGAUUUCACAAGCAGCUGGCUUGAAAUUGGAACAGAAGCUUCAGUGAUCAGAGGUAAAAAAGGGUUUCCUAGAAAUAUGAGCUCUGCAUUCUGUAGUGACGGAUUUCAGAGAGGCCCUCAGGGGUGUAAAGGUUAAGGAACCUGUCUGCACUGUCCUAAAGGCAAACAACAUUUUGCUAGCCUUGAGUAAAGUCCAAUGGGAAUCACAGAGAGACAGAACAGCCUGAGAGGCAGCAGCCAAACCGACGAAAUAGAACCCAGAUUCCUCACAUCGUCCUCAAACGGAGGUCUUCUAUCAUGGAUCUUCUCCACAGCUGGGGGGUCCAGCUGGCCGUCCACCUGCAGACGACAUACAGCAGCUACCAAGGCUGGUUCGACCUGGCGUCCACGGUGGCAGAUCUGCACACCACCUUCUUCUGCUGGUUCCCCGUCUGGUUCUACCUGCAGAGGAACACCGGACUCCGGCUCAUCUGGGUGGCUGUCAUCGGAGACUGGCUCAACCUGGUCCUCAAAUGGGUACUUUUUGGGGAAAGACCCUACUGGUGGGUUCAAGAGACCCAGUUUUAUGGAGCAGGACCAAGACCUUCACUGCAACAGUUCCCCAUCACCUGUGAAACCGGACCAGGAAGCCCUUCAGGUCAUGCUAUGGGUGCAGCUGGUGUCUGGUAUGUGAUGAUAACAGCGUUGCUCGCUGUCGCAACAGAACAACGAUGUCCUCCUUUACUAUACAAGUUUCUGCAGAUGAUCCUGUGGACGCUGAUGAUCCUGGUGAUGCUGGUGGUCUGCAUGUCUAGAGUCUUCAUGGCUGCUCACUUUCCACACCAGGUCAUCGCAGGAGCCAUCACAGGCGUUCUGGUAGCCGAGGUCGUCUCCAAGGAGAAAUGGAUCUACAGCACCAGCAUGACCAAGUACUUCUUCAUCACGCUCUUCCUCACCUCCUUUGCCGUGGGCUUCUACCUGCUGCUCAGGUUUCUGGGCGUCGACCUGCUGUGGACGUUGGAGAAGGCCCAGAAGUGGUGCGUCCAUCCGGAGUGGGUCCACCUGGACUCGACGCCGUUUGCCAGCCUGCUGAGGAACAUGGGGUCUUUGUUCGGACUCGGACUGGGCCUCCACUCGCCGCUCUACACCCAGCAGAAGAACAGUAGCAGCAGUUUCAGGAUGGGAUGUAUUGUGGUGUCGUUGUUCCUGCUGCAGCUGCUGGACGGAUGGACAUUUUCCUCUGAGAACCACAUGACUUUCUAUGUUCUGUCCUUCGGUAAGAGUGCCGUCGCUCUUUUAAUCCCGACCACUCUGGUGCCGUGGGCUCUCUGCAGGAUUCUCACGGAAAAGCGAGAAGACAAAAACAUGUGAUUUAGGUCAAUUGCAAGUCAAUUUUUUUAUAUUUACCAUCAUAGUCUCUUGUCAUUUUUAAGAUUUUAGAACAUUUAGAGUUUCAGGAUAAUGUCACUGAAGGAAAAAAAACGAAUUUCCACUGCAGGAAGUGAUGUGGCGUGAAUCUGCCCAGGAAUCGACUCUUUAACUGCAAUGUUGUCAGAGUGCCCCAAAACAAGAAUAAAUAGCAGUUCCUGUAAAAAAAAAAAAAAAAAAAGGUGAAAUAACAGCAAAUAUCGAUGAAAUACUGAUAUUUCAGCAGACUUAAACACAGUAAAACAGUAUAAUUUCAAUUAACAACAGACUCAAUAACAAGCAGACAUACAACAACUUUCUCUAAAUGUAAUGUCUGGAAAUAAAUUUAGCAUUUUGAUGAUUAAAUAAUAAGUAAGGAAGAAUAUGAAUUGGAUCAAACAUUCAAUGACUGGUAAAAUAUUUGAUGGAAUAGCAACAUUUUGUUUGGUACAAAAUACAGCUGUAGUCAACUAAAGAGAAUCCUGAUUAACUGAACGUCUGCUCCAAAAUCAAGAAGAAGAGUGGACUAAACCACAAAAAAUUAGAGUUUUAUAUAAUUUCUGAAAUAUUUUCUAGUCUAGAUUUUCGUGACAAUCUGCCCAACCCAAAUAUAGCGCUACAGUGGUGCUUCGGAUGUCAGACCAUUUUUGAAAACACAAAACUUUGAACCCAUUUUUCUCAAAAACUAUAGAAAGUGAGUUAGACCACUCUGCUUCCAAACCUUUCAAGUCAUAGAAAAACAUUUACUAUACAGUUUAAGUCAUUAAAGACACUAACAAUGUGGCUAUGCCAUAGAGGAAGGUAACUACACAGCUAAAGUUAUAGAAAGAAGCUAACUACAUAGCCAAAGUCAUAGAAAGAAGCUAGCAAUGCAGCUAAAGCUUUAGAAAGAAGCUAUCUUCACAGCAAAAGUCAUAAAAAGAGGCUCACUACAUAGGCAAAUUCAUAGACAGUAGCUAACAACACAGCUAAAGCUAUAGAAAGAAACUAUCGAUGCACCUAAAGCUAUAGAGAAAAGCUAUCUUCACCAUCCAUAGUCAUAGGCAGAAGCUAACAACACAGCUAAAGUUCUUGAAAGAAGCUAACUACAUAGCUAAAUUCAUAGAAAUAAGCUAACAAUGCUGCCAUAGCUACAGAAAGAAGCUAUCUUCACAGCUAAAGUCAUAGACAGAAGCUGACAACACAGCUAAAGUUAUAGAAAGAAGCUAACUACAUAGUUAAAACGAUAGAAAGAAGCUAACAAUGCAGCUAAAAUCAUAGACAGAUGCUAACAUCACAGCUAAAGUAACUGAAAAACAGGCAAUUACAAAGCUGAAGUUCUAGAAAGAAGCUAACUACACAGCUAAAGCUAUAGAAAACGGCUAACUACAUGGCUAAAUUAAUACAAAAAACAACUAAAUACACAGCUAUGGCCAUAAAAAAUGCUAACUACAUAGCUAAAGUCAUAGAAACAGUUAACUACACAGUGGCGCUUUGGAUGUCAGACCAUUCUUGGAAACACAAAACUUUGAACCCAUUUUUCUCAUAAACUAUAGAAAGUGAGUUAGACCACUCUGCUUCCAAACCUUUCAAGUCAUAGAAAAACAUUUACUAUAAAGUUUAAUUCAUUAAAGACACUAACAAUGUGGCUAAGUCAUAGAGAAUGCUAACUAUACAGCUAAAGUUAUAGAAAACAAGCUAACUACAUAUCCAAAUUCAUAGAAAGAAGCUAGCAAUGCAGCUAAAGCUAUAGAAAGAAUCUAUCUUCACAGUUAAAGUCAUAGACAGAAGCUAACAACACAGCUAAAGUUCUAGAGAGAAGCUAACUACAUAGCCAAAGCCAUAGAAAGAAGCUAUCUUCACAGCUAACAUCAUAGAAAUAAGCUAACAAUGCAGCUAAAGCUAUAGAAAGGAUCUAUCUUCACAGCUAAAGUCAUAGACAGAAGCUAACAACACAGCUAAAGUUCUAGAGAGAAGCUAACUACAUAGCCAAAGCCAUAGAAAGAAGCUAUCUUCACAGCUAACAUCAUAGAAAUAAGCUAACAAUGCAGCUAAAGCUAUAGAAAGAAGUUAUCUUCACAGCUAAAGUCAUAGACAGACGCUAGCAACACUGCUAAAGUUCUAGAAAGAAGCUAACUACAUAGCCAAAGCUAUAGAAAGAAGCUAUCUUCACAGCUAAAGUCAUAGACAGACGCUAACAUCACAGCUAAAGUAACUGAAAAACAGGCAAUUACAAAGCUGAAGUUCUAGAAAGAAGCUAACUACGCAGCUAAAGUAAUAGAAAACAGCUAACUACACAGCUAAAUUAAUACAAAAACAGCUAACUACACAGCAAUUCAGUUUCAGAUAUUUGCUGUUAUUUUCACAAUUUUUCCACUUUUUUUAACAUGGAUUUUCAGUGGGGUUUUUUUUUUUUUUUUACUUUAAUGGAAUUUUAUUUUUGCAGUGUAGAGUUCGUCUACAUUCAGUUAGAGAUUAAACUAGACAUAUUUUUAAAUAAAAGUUUUUACAAAUAUAUGACAGACGGUUUGUGUCAAAAGAGGCAUAUUCUCGUAAAAAUGAAUUUUUUAUAGUAAAUCAAAUAAAAGGAGUUUUUAUGAUCGUGUAAAGAGUCGAGCCUAUUUUCAGAGCUCAGUUCUGCUCCUGAUGUGUGUUGUUUUCUUUUUUACUGAUUAAUUCUUGUGCAGGAACAACCUUUAAACAUUAACCAGAACACGCUCCCUCCACUCGGCCGCCUCCAACACUGACAGCCGCCUUUCACCGGCUUCUGAAGAGACACGGAGGGUCAACGAUCAGACAACAUGCGUGUCCCACAAGGCUUUAAACAGAUAUGAGUCAGCAGGAUUACAGACAUAAAAGCGACACACCUCUGUUUUUAUGCUAAUUAAAUUAUAAAACUACACUACAAUGUUCAGCUGAAUGCGUCUGUAGGUCACAUAAAGUCAGAGAUAACAAAAGUAGGAAAAUGAUCACUUGAGUUUUUUAUGGAUUAAAUAUUAAUCUGUGCUUAAUCUACUUGUGACAGAAGUUUUGUUUGUCAUUUUUGUAUCAUUUACUAUGAAAAAAAAAUACAAUUUCAACACAAUUUCUCCUGUUUGUCUUGUUGCCAUGAGUCAUAAUGAAAGAAAAACCAGAAGUUAACUUUACUUGAUUUUACAGAAACUGCAUCAGUUUUUCAAAAUGUCCACAAAUGUUACAAAUACUGAGGAAAAUAAUAGUCACUUUACACAUCAUAAAUAUUUUAUUGUUUACAUUUUCAAUUUGCUUCCUUACUACACUGCCUGCAGUUCUGCCGAGAACUCUGAAUUUUUGCCACGUGAUUGUAGGUCACACCUGAGUCGGUCAAGACUUCCAAAUUGUGUUGAAAGUUGCAGAAUGUUUUGUUUUUUGCAGAAUCUGUUUAUUGUAAAUGGUUUGUUUUUGGUGAAACUUUAAAUGAAAAGAAUAAAAUAAUUUAGUGAAAUAACACAAUUUUAAGCAUAGAUUCAGUUGCUUUUUUCUGACAGAAUGGCGCGUAAAGAACCACCAGACGUGAUUUUCUCUGUUUUUACAGUUUCUGGCACUAGUAUAAGUCAUUUUGGGGUUAAAAGCGUUUAAAGCUAAUAAGCUUUACAGUUGUGAAUUUGUAUUAUUUUGUUGCUGGUAAGGAUUCUGUGGCAAGUUUACCUGUGAAACAAUAAAGUCUAUAUCGAUCAAAA